Messenger RNA from Exophiala xenobiotica, 1563 nucleotides. RefSeq lists its product as uncharacterized. Gene Ontology annotation, cellular component: membrane. The transcript has 2 exons. Gene Ontology annotation, molecular function: carbohydrate:proton symporter activity. NCBI's taxonomy places the organism in Eukaryota, Fungi, Ascomycota, Eurotiomycetes, Chaetothyriales, Herpotrichiellaceae. The coding region runs from base 1 to 1563 and encodes 520 amino acids. Gene Ontology annotation, biological process: carbohydrate transport; transmembrane transport. The record is from RefSeq and is a predicted model, not a curated record.
AUGGCAGAAACCCAAACUAGAGCCAUAUCUCCCGGCCCCGAGCUCCAGCAUUCGACCGCACGGCAGUUCCGUUGGUACAAUGUGCUUAUGGUUCUGCUGAUGUCUCUGGGCUCGAUCGAAUAUGGGUAUAAUGCAUCUAUCAUUUCUACAACAUUGGCACAGCCCUCCUUCAUCUCCUAUUUUCAACUGGACAAACGAAGCGAUGCAACGCAAUUGAUCGCGACCACCAAUGGCCUCUACUACGCAGGCGGGUUCUUGGCAGUCUGGACCGUGUCCUGGAUGUCCGAUCGCUGGGGCCGCAAAUUCGCUUUUGUUGUGUCCGCUUUUGUCAAUCUGGUGUCGGCAGCUGGGCUUACUGGUAGCACACACAUUGCGACAUUCAUCGUCUUCCGGUCUAUCGCAGGUGCAGGCGCCUUCAUGAUCGUCACCGCCAUUCCCAUCUGGAUGAACGAGGUCGUUCCACCAAAGGUCCGCGGCAUUUUUGUGGAUUGCCAUAACGUCGGCUUUCUUGUUGGCUAUAACCUGGCGACAAUUCUCGGCUAUGCAUUCUAUCACCUGCCCCCAACCAAUAACUGGGGGUGGAGAGGACCGAUGAUAUUCCAGGCACUAUGGGUUGUCAUCUUGUUGCCCUGCAUCCGGUGGAUGCCAGAGUCCCCCAGGUGGCUGAUGACUCAAGACCGCACCGAGCAAGCCGAACGCGUAUUGGCCAGACUCCAUAACCCGGAAGAGGCCUGCGUGGAGGCCAUACAGAUUCGGCAAUCAAUCAGUGCUGAGCGUCACCUGGUCAGCUCGUGGUGGUCGAUGGUUUCCAAACCAAGCUACCGUAAGCGUACUAUUUUGGCAUCGGGCAUGGCUCUCUCGAUCCAUACCUCUGGCAUUCUCGUUGUCAACAACUAUGGCCCAACGAUAUAUGCAUCCUUGGGCUUCAACACCAACAAACAACUGCUCUUCCAGCUUGGAUGGUGUUUCGUCGCAUUGGGAACAGGAUUCAUGUCGUUCUUCCUCAUUGACCGAUUCCCACGGCCUAAGCUACUGGCAUUCGGUGUCGGCGGCUGCGCAUGCUGCCUCACCAUCGUGUGUGGCCUAAUUGGACGAUAUGCAUCAAAAGAGGCCUUGCAAAACCCCAACCAGCCAGCUCUGCAUGCCGUCAUCGCAAUGAUCUACCUCCUUAAUUGUUUCUACCAAUUGGGCCUCGACGGCGUGCAGUUUGCGUACUUGGGCGAAAUCUUUCCCACACAUUUGCGAGCAAAAGGGAUGGUCGUGGGCGUAGCUACGAUCUGUGCUAUAAAUAUUCUCUGGCUGCAACUGGCUCCGAUGGCCUUCAAGUCCAUCGGGUACAAGUUCUACAUGGUGUUCUUCAUUCCGGGUUACAUUUGCACGGCAAUUCUCUGGUUUCUCUAUCCCGAUACCUUAGGUAUACCUUUGGAGGAUAUUGCCAGGAUUUUCGGUGACCACGGGGAGCAAUAUGGCAAUCAUGACUCGUAUGAAGUCGAAACCAAGGAAAGGGUUGAGAUGGUCGAAGACCAAAAAGCUUGCUCUGACAAGGCGGAAGCCAAAGUGUGA